UCUUAGCAACUUAUUAUUCAUCACAAUUCACAACUACACAACAAAUUAAAACCUCUUUUAGUAAUCACUCCAUUUUUCCUAAGAAAAAAAAAUCAUGUCUUGCUGUGGAGGAAGCUGUGGCUGUGGAUCUGGCUGCAAGUGCGGCAGUGGCUGUGGAGGAUGUGGGAUGUACCCCGACUUGGAGAGCACCACUACCUUUACCAUCAUUGAGGGUGUUGCACCUAUGAAGAACUAUGGAGUGGCUGAGGGAGUUGCUGAGAAAGCAACAGAAGGAGGAAAUGGCUGCAAAUGUGGAUCAAACUGCACAUGUGACCCUUGCAACUGUUGAGACACCAAAAUGUCUCUUUUUCUAUUAAUUAUUACUACUGUGUGUUUUAAUAAAAUCACUAAGCCAAUUGAACUGACCAUCUGCAAAUCUUUUUUACAAAGGUUUGUCUGAUGUUUAGUUCAUGGCUUUUUAUGUUUGGUUUUCUAUGUUCUCAUUAGUUAUAUUUGUAUUGAAGGAAGUUCAUUUGGGCUUGUAACACACAACUUUAUCAAUAUGAAAUACAAGUUGGCUCCUCCUUUUUACUA
This is a messenger RNA of Solanum pennellii, 573 nucleotides long. RefSeq names its product metallothionein-like protein type 2. The transcript has 3 exons. The coding region runs from base 95 to 328 and encodes 77 amino acids. The record is from RefSeq and is a predicted model, not a curated record. Gene Ontology annotation, molecular function: metal ion binding. Lineage: Eukaryota; Viridiplantae; Streptophyta; Magnoliopsida; Solanales; Solanaceae.